Molecule: messenger RNA, 1423 nt
Organism: Bradysia coprophila
Lineage: Eukaryota; Metazoa; Arthropoda; Insecta; Diptera; Sciaridae
Product: dynein regulatory complex subunit 5
Biological process (GO): activation of GTPase activity; nucleocytoplasmic transport
Cellular component (GO): nucleus; cytosol; perinuclear region of cytoplasm
Molecular function (GO): GTPase activator activity; small GTPase binding
Source: RefSeq, a predicted model, not a curated record
AUGGCUAAAAACUCGCUACAAAACCAGAAUUUAUGUAUAUUAAUAGCGGGAGUGAUUGUUGAAGACACAUUAUAACCGGAAAAGUUAAAAAGAAAAGUUCGUAAAAAGUGGGUGUGCAAACAUGAAAUUCCCCAACACCGUCAGUCGGAAUACGUUUAAGGCGUAUGUCAAUGUAAAGCAUAGCAAAGAAAAAUCGACGAUACAUUUGAACGCAAUUAAUCUUGACUGGGAUGCCAACAACAUUGACUCGUUGCGAAUCAUGUGCAUCAAAUCAAUAGCUGAACAUUGGCAGGAAUAUCCGAUUUUCUCGGACAUACCAAACGUUGAAGACCGAAACUAUUUACUCGACAUUGUAGACACACAGAUUCCAAUCGGCAUAUUAGCCAGUCACAUAGCCGAAGAUGUGUUUUGGCGUCGUUGCUUUACUGACAAAUGGACGAAUUUCCAUCCAUCCGUUGUGGACAAGCCUUGGAUCACAAUUUUUAUGGAAAAGUAUUUCUCCGAAAUUAUCGAACGACUGAAACCCGGCCAGUACAAUGAAGAGGAAAUGCAAAAUAUUCUAGACGUCUGUGCACCGCAUCUAGUAACUCUGCGUACGAAUGAGCUGCAACCGGCGUUGGAUGACGAAAACAAUCACAUCCCAUUCGAUUUCAUUUUAUCGAAUCUUCCGCAACUGAAGUACAUUGAUUUAACGUUCGAUUUGAAGAGCAUCGGACAGAAUUUCUAUUUGCAUUGUUCGAGCAUAUCGAGAAAUGAUAUCCAAAGUCUAGCGUCUGGCAUAAAAAAGUGCUAUGAACUUGUUGGAUUUCGCAUCCAUUGCAACAAAUUGGAACCGUAUAUGCUGCAGUUGCUGGCCCAUGCAUUGGAUAAAGGGAGUACGGAUAUCGAAAAUUUAACGUUUAGCAAUUGUGGAUGCGGUGAUAUGGGAUUGGUAGCGUUUUUGGACAUUCUGAAUCAUGAAUCGUUUCCGAACUUGAAGUGUUUGGUUCUGACAAAUAACAACUUCACUCAAGAGGGAAUUAUUGAACUUGCUGAAGUUAUCAAAACUAGAAAUAUCCAGACACUAGAUCUUCGAAUGAAUCCAAUUGGUUGUGAUGGAGCAGCUGCUAUAUUCGGCAUAAUGUUACAAGGAACACCAAUUCAACAUUUGAAUCUUGCUGGUUGUUCGAUAACGGACGAAAUUGAGCCGCUACUCAUUCUAUUUCUGGAAACCAAUCGAAUAGUACGUCGGUUAAAUUUGUCAUCGAAUAAUUUAGGAGUGGACUUGGGUGAAAGAAUCGCUAGAACGAUUGAUGUGGCCCGACAGCUGCAGGAAUUUGAUCUACGGAACACGAACAUUAGCGGAAAUGAUAAAUGGAUUAUAGAUUCUGUUAUAUUAGAGAAUAGGGAUAAGUGUUACUACUGAGUUUGUUGAAUAUAAUGA